This is a messenger RNA of Lathyrus sativus (Indian pea), 495 nucleotides long. The record is from the annotation of a GenBank genome assembly. Lineage: Eukaryota; Viridiplantae; Streptophyta; Magnoliopsida; Fabales; Fabaceae.
AUGAACGGUUAUGCGGUCCGUAAAGGUCAAGUUAUUAAAAAUAAGAAUGAAGAUGUUAUUCAACAAACAUUUAUUUGUAACCUUGAAGGAUUUAGGCAAGACAGAGUAUAUCAACGCAAGCAUGGUCCGAAGCACGAAACACAUUGUGGAUGUGGAGCAAAACUUCGGGUGCAUAUUGAUAUAAUUUCACAUCUUUGGUAUGUCAUAGUUUUUACCUUUAAGCACAAUCAUGAAAUGUUAAAGGAGAAGCACUGCAUGGUUUUGGCAGCUAAUAGGAAGCUUAGUAAGUCAGAUAAAAUACAAAUUAAGGAUUUGGGGAAUGCUGGAAUCAAAGUAACUCAGAUGAUUGGUACAUUUGUAAAUGCUACCGAGGGGUAUGAUAAGGUAGGAUUUUUGAAGAAAGACGUACAUAAUCAAAUGUCAAGACAAGUUCCAAGACAAAUAUCAUCUUUGAAUAGUCACAGGAUAUCCUCAUAUCAUCCUGUCAUCUUGUAA